This is a messenger RNA of Apus apus (common swift), 1420 nucleotides long. RefSeq names its product potassium channel subfamily K member 17-like. The record is from RefSeq and is a predicted model, not a curated record. The coding region runs from base 1 to 1071 and encodes 356 amino acids. NCBI's taxonomy places the organism in Eukaryota, Metazoa, Chordata, Aves, Apodiformes, Apodidae. Gene Ontology annotation, molecular function: potassium ion leak channel activity. The transcript has 6 exons. Gene Ontology annotation, biological process: stabilization of membrane potential; potassium ion transmembrane transport. Gene Ontology annotation, cellular component: membrane.
AUGGUGGCGGCGCGGCGGCAGCAGCAGCAGCGGGGGUGGCGGCGGCGGUGCGGGCUGCCGGUGCUGCUGGCGGUGUACGUGGGCUAUGUGGGGCUGGGCGCCGGCGUGCUGCGGGCGCUGGAGCGGCCGGCCGAGGUGCAGGCGGCCCAGCACCUCCUGCAGCAGCACUGGGAGCUGCUGGCGAACUACACCUGCCUGCAGGGGCCAGCCCUGCAGCAGCUCUUCGAGGGUAUCAUCCAAGCCUACAAGAGUGGCAUAACCCUCCAGGGAAACACCACUAGCCUGGGCAGGUGGGACUUCAGUGGGUCUUUCUUCUUCUCCAUCUCUGCAAUAACAACCAUUGGUUAUGGAAAUCUGAGCCCCAGCACUGCAGCUGGUCGAAUAUUCUGCAUUGUGUUUGCACUCUUUGGGAUCCCCCUGAACCUUGUACUCCUUAAUGAAAUUGGGCAGCUGAUGCUGUUAGGGGUUCAGCAUUGCACCCAUCGCCUGGAGGAGGUGUUUCAUGGGCAGAAAAAAGCUUCGCUUCUGAUUAAGACCUGUGCACUUGUAACUGGCUUGUUAUUGUUCCUCCUGCUACCUCCCUUGUUGUUCUCUGACAAAGAAGGCUGGUCUUACGAAGAAGGUUUCUACUAUUCCUUCAUUACCCUCAGCACUAUAGGGUUUGGGGAUUAUGUGAUUGGGAUGAACCCAGACCGCACCUAUCCAGGCUGGUACAAGAAUGUAAUUUCUCUGUGGAUCCUCUUUGGGAUGGCCUGGCUAGCUUUGGUUAUCAAACUUUGCAUCAACUUUCUAGAGAGCUCGAGUGACUUCUGCCAGUGCAAAAAGAAGAGUACAGACGUGGUGGAAGACCUAGUGGGUGGCAACAAAAAUAGUAUAACGGGACUUCAUAAUGUGGAGAUCUGCAAUGACAAAGACACAAAAACAAAAGGACCAGAUGAAUCUCAUAACUACAAAGCUCCUAAAGAAGCACAUAUUAACUUCGAAAACUUGACUGCAGAAUGGAGCAUUGGGGUGACUCUUCAGCUUCUGCAUGGGAUAAAGAUUCCACGUGGACAGAGGAGAAAAGACUGAAAACACAGAAUAAGAAAUUCAGGAAUUAAAGAUAUCUAUACCUGGAUUCACAGAAAUGCAGUGAGUGAGAAGUUUACAGUCUUUAGGAACCACAAGUUCUGAAACAUAAUGACAAAAGUGUUUCUGAAGUAGGCCAGUCUGAGUGUUGAUAUGUGGUGGAACUGAUUACAGGAGAAAGUGCGUGGAAGAAUCUGCCAGCAUUUUUAUUAUCUUUUUGCCAACUACAUAGCAAUAAAUGUUCUCUAGAAUAGUGUUUCAAUGGGCAGCAGAGAUAAGAAAGGGAGGUAGUGGAAAUCGCAGGUCAUAGUUGGAAAACUGGUGCAAAAUAAAUACAUUUCCAUUUUUUGAA